CAUGGAGCCUGAUCAAUAGUUGAUGGCAUUCUCUUGACUUUUGUGCUUGUUGAUGAAUAUAUUUUUUACUUUUUUUGCGAUUUGUUCGUAUCAAGAACCCGUGAUCAAAGGUUAAAAGGAACUUGAAAUAUCUUUAACCUGAGAUGGACAUUACGAAAGAAGUGGAAAGCGCAUUGGAAGAAGAAGGUUACGUUAAAAUCGACUCGACUUCCUCGAGCACCAUGUCCACCUCUACUUCUCCUGUUUCCAUUGGGGAUAAAAAAUCGAGUUCACGUGGCGUCACUUCGGUUCAUUCGCACUCGGUGACCCAAAUAACGAGCCCCGUUCAGCAGAAGAUUCGCACGGACGUUUCAGCAAGUGAUCUCUUGGAAAAUAAGAGUGGUAAAUCAUCUCCAAAUUCAUCAUCGACGUGGCAAGGCCAGGGGCAAACUUCUGACCAGGAUGGCGAUGGGAAUGAUGACUUAACUAGCGGGGUUUGGGGCUGGAUGUCCACUGCAAUGUCGGUUGGAUUACAAACAACGCAAAACAUUGGUAGAAAUAUUAUGGAGAAAACCAAGACUUCAGUUGAAAGUGUGAUCACAACACUUGACCCAGAAAUGGAGGACUACUUAUCAGACAGGAGAGAACAGUCUAUAAGCCUGGCUGUUGCAACCACUGAUACUGAAGCCAUAGAAGCAAUAAAGGAUGGGUUCCGUCAAGUGUUUGAACAUGUUACCAUGCAGUCAAAUUCCUCGACAUCUGGGAUUGCUCCCCUUCCUGUAGGAUUUUCAGCUGGGGUGAAGGGAGCACAGCAUAGAAUAGCCAGUUUAGUGCGUGGAAAGAAAGUGCAGGAAGGUCAAGUGAUCAUUGGAGUGGAAGAAAUGUUGUCAGAGCUGUUACCUGGCAAGUGGUUUGGUUUAACAUGUCUUGCACUGAGUGACCCAACUUCAAAGACAGAGCUUGAAACAUUCUCUCAAUCAGUCCAAAUUCCAAGUUUUUAUAUCAAGAAAGCAGAGGAAAGCACACCAUCCAAUUACAACCUAAGAUGGUCAGGGCUAUCAUUUACUCUUGGGGAGGUUAUGCUUGGCUCUGGGCAAGAGUAUGGCGAUUGGCAUUCUAAAAUAUCAGGUUCUUCCAAAAGACAAAUUCUUACUUUAGCUGCAAGGAGUUUAGCAGGGCAGUUUAGAGAAAGAUUGAGAGCUAGUGCUGACUCAUUGAUGGAGAAUGCAUUAGUUAUGUAACAAGUUGAUACUAACGUUAGAAUAUUGAUGCUAUGUAGGUUCUGACUACCAAGAUAGAUGUUAUUAUAGUAACUCUAAUACAUAUUUAAAUUGUUCUUCCUAUUCCAUAAGUAUUUUGUUUAACUGCAUUAGUAGAGUUCAGGGAAAUAAAUGGAGAAAUUUAAUAUUCAAUUACCUUCAAAUGCUCUUUUACUCUGGAAAAAAUAAUAAAAAAGACACAAAAAAUAGAUUAGGAAAGAUUUCACAGUUUUCAUUACACAGUAAAAACACAACAUACAAGUAUUUAUCAUUAGACAACUUUGUCUUAACCAUGAAACAUGUUAAUUACUUACUGGCAUAGAGCUCUUUCUGUUAGUUACACAUGUUAGAAUUUAUAUGCACAUGGCAUGAUAACUUUUCCAUGCCAGAGUUUCAUGCCUUCAUAUUUCCCAUUAGACCUUGCCUUACAUUAUAUGAAAUUUGAAUUUGUUAAAGUGAAUGCAAAACAAAACAUGAAAUUAAUAAUUAGAUUCUAUGGGGUGAUAUUUCCAUUCAGUAAUAGGUCACAGAUGAUGUCAACAGUGGCACAUGAGGCGCAGUCAAGUCUGUCUCAUUGUGAUGUCUUCUAUGAUCCAUUACAGACUGUACAGAGCCAUGGCAAAAUGGAAUCUAUUUGUUUUAUGACUGAUAAGGAAGCAAAAUGUUGUUAUUGGUGACGUCAUUUCUGUGUGUCUUCCAAUAUAUUAUGAGUGGGAACCAUUCAAAAUGUGUGUACAGUUCAGCUGAACAUAUAUUAAUACCCUGUACAAGAUUUAGUCACCCAUUGCACUUCACCAUAGUAAAGAAUCACAACUUAUCUGUUAAACAUUCAUAGUAAUAAUAAUGCCUUAUUACUCCUGGCAAUUUAUUUAUGUGUAAUUAGGGUCCAUAGCUUUGAGGGUACUUUAGUUUCCUCCCUUGCACCAAGAUAUUCGAAGGAAAUUACAUUGUGCACCUCUUGAGAAUUUGAGAAUUGUAUUUAAUGCAAGAGUAUAAUUAAUAGUUAUUUUAAAUUACUAUCUGCUGAGUGUUAAAAAUGUUAAGUUAAGAGUUUAUUGGAGCUAGCCUAAUGAUCAGAUAACUUAUGGCUAUUUGAAUAGAUCAGAUGUAAAAUAUAUUUUAAUUGAAUCUAAAAUAAAAUGCAUUGAAGAAGCAAUAAAAGACCUUACUAAGGGGGAAAACAGAUUUGAAAACAAACAAAGUUGGUGUGAAAUAAUGUACUAUUUUCCAUGUUCUUUAUUUCCAGGGGUUAUUUUCCAUACAUUUUUGAAGUAUAAGUGUUAAACUUUCAUUAAUGUUUAUGUCAGCAAUCGUGGGCAGAAGGCAUAGGGGAUUUAAUUAUUAUACACAUGAUUAUUUUUUUGUGAAAAACAAAGCGUUUUUCUCUGUUUAUGGUUGGGACUUCACUGUCUUAUUUUUUAUGCCAAGAAGCAAAUAACAAAUAAAUGCUGCAUGACCAAUUUA
Messenger RNA from Pocillopora damicornis (cauliflower coral), 2702 nucleotides. Its product is annotated as protein PRRC1-A. Lineage: Eukaryota; Metazoa; Cnidaria; Anthozoa; Scleractinia; Pocilloporidae. The record is from RefSeq and is a predicted model, not a curated record. Gene Ontology annotation, biological process: activation of protein kinase A activity. Gene Ontology annotation, molecular function: protein kinase A regulatory subunit binding. Gene Ontology annotation, cellular component: cytoplasm.